Medicago truncatula (barrel medic) is the source of this 2154-nucleotide messenger RNA. RefSeq names its product 2-hydroxy-6-oxononadienedioate/2-hydroxy-6-oxononatrienedioate hydrolase. Lineage: Eukaryota; Viridiplantae; Streptophyta; Magnoliopsida; Fabales; Fabaceae. The transcript has 6 exons. The record is from RefSeq and is a predicted model, not a curated record. Bases 276 to 1679 code for a protein of 467 amino acids. Gene Ontology annotation, cellular component: chloroplast envelope. Gene Ontology annotation, molecular function: catalytic activity.
AUCUCUUCUAUCAAUCAAUAUUUAUAGAGUAAAGAUCCGGUUUAAUCUCUCACAAUUUUUCCACAAUCACUUACAAAAAAAAUAAUAUCCAAAUUAAUCUCUCAUAUCAAGAGAUUAAAUUGUGUGACGAGAAAAUUGAGAAGGACCAAACUCGUAUAUAUAUUUCUCUACACUUAAAACCAGUUUAUCCGUUUGGACAAGUGAAGGUACUGAAUGAGAGUUAAUGGAGCAUUGAGCUUAAGCAGAUAAGAGAAGGUGAAAAACAAUUUGAGAGAAUGAAGAGAAUCUAUCUGAAUUGUGGACAAUUGGGUCUCACCCCUCCUACUUCUACUACACCCCAUAGCUCUACACAUUCAUGUAAUAAGCGUCCUUCACGGUUCAUGAUAUUUGCUUCUUCAUGGCUUCCAAAUUAUGCUUCUCUUAACAACACCUUCAUUGCUUCUGCUUCCUCUUCCCUCGGUGGUUCAGAGCAGUUAUUGGAUGUGGGAUCAAAGAAGAAAAGGAAAGAGAUAGCUGGAAUAGAUCAGGAUGAAUUAGUGGAUCCAAAGCUAUUAGCUGAACCAGAUAGUUGUUUUUGUGAGUUCAAAGGUGUGCAUAUUCACCACAAGAUAUAUGAAUAUGAUGCUGAAUCCAAUUCCCAAACACAAAUCAACAAGCUGUGUUUGCCUAUGAUUCUGUUACAUGGAUUCGGAGCCUCAGUUUUCUCUUGGAAACAAGUUAUGAAGCCAUUGGCUGAGGCUACGUGUUCAAAAGUUUUAGCUUUUGAUAGGCCAGCGUUUGGAUUGACAUCGAGGGUAAACUUAACUUCUGGAAAUGGAGACACAAAACCUCUAAAUGCAUACUCCAUGGCAUUUUCAGUGCUUGCUACCUUGCAUUUCUUUGAUUUAUUAAAAGCUGAGAAGGCAAUUUUAGUGGGGCACUCAGCUGGUUCACUUGUAGCAGUUAACACGUAUUUCGAAGCUCCUGAACGGGUUGCUGCUAUAAUCCUAAUUGCCCCGGCAAUUUUUGCUCCGCUUACUGCACCCAGUUUUUUUAAGGAAUCAGGAGAAGAUAACCAAAGGAAAGAAGACAACAGUUCAGUCACACGAAAUCCAAUUGUUGGACUUUACAAGUUGCUGUCCAAGAUUAUCAAGUACAUUGCAAAGGCAAUAACAGAGAUGAUGAAGCCGAUGAUAAAUAUACUCAACUCUCUAUAUAAGAAGCUGUUAUCAUCUAUUCUGCGUUCUUCCCCUGCGAUAAUGCUGGUAAGAAUGGCAAUUGAUAAGUUUGGGGCUGCUGCAGUUCGAAAUUCGUGGUAUGAUCCAAAACAGGUCUCUGAGCAUGUACUUAGUGGUUAUACAAAGCCAUUGAGGGUUAAGGAUUGGGAUAGGGCACUGGUGGAAUUCACUGCUGCAAUGCUUCUGGACGAAGAAUCUAAUACAAAGCCAGAACUUUCUAAACGACUUAAUGAAAUAUCUUGUCCUGUUCUGAUUGUAACCGGUGAUAGUGAUCGACUAGUUCCUUCAUGGAAUGCUGAGAGACUUUCAAGAGUCAUACCAGGAGCAUCAUUUGAAGUAAUUAAGCAAUGUGGCCAUUUGCCACAUGAAGAAAAGAUGGAGGAGUUUCUUUCAAUUGUUGAAAACUUUCUAAGGAGACUAGCGGGUGAUUCAAACAAACAAGAUCUACAACCCGUAACAUGAACUUUGUACAAGUCAGCCUUCCCAUUUUACUUCACAGAAAAUCCAUCCAUAUAAUACAGGAAGACACUAAUACAAUUGAUCAGAUGGAUUAAGAUCAUUUAAAGCUUUAUUGAUACAUAAUCAUUAAAUUCAUCAGGCAUGAAGAGACCAGAAAAUGGGAAGAUUGGAAGUGGAAAAGUGCCUAUAAACAACAAAAUAAAUUAUAUAUUACGUUACAUUACAGUGCUAGCCUUCUAUAGUCCUUGAAGAUAUCUUCGUUAUGUUAACCUGCCCGGAUGAUCUGUAACUCCAUUUAUAGCAUAGGCCGUGGGUCUAUAUCAUAGAGGUAUCAGAUGUAACUAGACAGCAAACUCUAAAUUAUGUAUUCAAUUUCUGGAAAUGGAUAGCUGCAGGGAGUGAGGUUGAUUAUCCAGUCAUUCAAUUUAUUGAGUUGAAGUAUUUACGAUAUAUACAAUAUACAACAAAAUAUAUUUAA